AAGCGGAUAUACGUAAAAUUCCGGAAGAAAAUGUAUACAAUGGCAAUCUAGAAAUCAAUUAACUUAUGAAAAAAAGACCAUUAAUUGCCUUUCUUCGUGGCUGACGUGAUGUGGCAUGGCGGACAGCUCGUGUUAACGUCCUCUGAAACAACGCCAUUUUACUCUGAGGCGAAGCGUUAUUUGAUGGCUAAAGGAAAAGCAUAAGAAUGAGCUGAUUUAGUUGAAGCUUGUGGAAGAAGCUACAAAUUAAGAAAAGCUGGCUGGAAGAUGCCAAGAAGAAAACAACAGAAUCCACAACCUGUAAAGUUGGAUUCUGAAGAUGGCAUAAACGUUAAUCCUGCAACAACCCUUACUUUUGAGAGUGACUUUCUUCUGGGCCAAGACAUUGACUUCUCAGAUGCUGAUAACAGCAAAAUCUUAGGACUGGACAAGUUUUCAGCCAACAGUUUCCAGCUGGGUGACGAAGAGAGCUCCUCGUUCAGCCAUCUCAGCAUGGAGAGUGACACCCACGACCUCCGCACCGCUGAGAACGAGCGCGAGGGUGCGAGACCCGAGCCUGCGUUCCCUCACUAUAUCUCCUGCAGGGGCUGCAAUCAGCUCCUCGAUGAGGAUGAGCACUCAUGCCUGCGCUGCUCUAAAUGCGAUGGAACCAGCAUAGGUGACAGGAGUGUCCAUGUAGGAGCGCCUUCUUUGCACAAAGGGCCAGAUGGAGAGGGAGCAGGAUCCGAGAACGGCCAGCAGAAGCUGAACUCUUGUCCGCUCUGUGGCUUCUCGUCGCGUUACACCAACCAUGUAAAGAGACACAUGAAGACGCACAAUGGCGAGAAGCCCUACCGCUGCUCGCUCUGCACCUACGCCUCUGCGCAGCUUGUCAACCUGCAGCGCCAUUUACGCAUCCACACAGGAGAAAAACCCUACAAGUGUGAGCACUGCACGUUCGCCUGCAGCUCCCUGGGCAACCUAAAGAGGCACCAGCGCAUGCACACAGUCGCAAGUCCUGCUCACAAUACACAACAGCGAAUGCACACUGCCAUAAAUCCAGGCCAAAAUACACACCAGAGUAUGCACAUGGUCACAAGUCCUGCACAGAAUUCGCAGCGGAUGAUGAGUGGCCAUAGCCUUCGAGGUCCUGUUGGAUGCCAGAGCAUAAAAGAGGAUGCUCCACGUGCCUCAAGAGAAGUGCUUCAGUCCUCCGAAAUGAAAGGGAACUUGAGCAUCGGCAGUGACAGCGGAUAUCUCAAGGCCUUUGCGAGGCUGAAGUCAGAGCAGCAGCCAUGCACUCGAGCCCAGCCUGGCGUCCUGCCUCCUCUGCUCUUCCCCUUCACGUGCAGGCUGUGUGGCCUGGUGCUGGAUGGUGAGGACGGGUCGUCAGCGCAGAUCUGUGCCAAGUGCACCUUGGAAAUGCUGACUAAAGAUGCAGCCGGCAGCGCCAGUGAGCGGGGACACAGAGGGGACAGGGUGUACACAUGUGCCGCCUGCCCUUUCCUCACACACUACCCCAACCACCUGGCCCGGCACAUGAAGACACACAGCGGCGAGAAACCCUACAAGUGCCCACAGUGCCCUUACGCCUCGGCCCACUUUGACAACCUGAAGCGGCACCAUCGCGUGCACACGGGCGAGAAGCCCUACAAGUGCCACCUGUGUGACUACGCCUGUGGCAAUCUGGCAAACCUGAAGCGGCACCAGCGGGUUCACUCUGGUGCCAAACCUUUCCAAUGCAGCGUGUGCAGCUACAGCUGCAACCAGAGCAUGAACCUGAAGAGGCACAUGCUGCGUCACACGGGCGAGAAGCCACACAAGUGCCACAUGUGCACGUACACUACAGGCCAUUGGGACAACUACAAGCGGCAUCAGAAGAAACACGGGAUAGGAACAGACGAUUGGGAUAAAGUGCCGCUGCCGGCUAAUGAGGAAGAGGCAGAGAUUGAUGAGGAGGAGGAGGAAGAAGAGGAGGAGGAGUAACUUAGCAACACAAGGAACAAUUGUAGUAUGCGAAGAUAUUUAAAUCUGAGAUGAAGUGUUACAGUACCAGCAUAAGCUUAGUUCUUGUUUAUUUUAUUAUUUUUUUCUUCAUGUUUUUGAAUAGUUUCAAGCUGCUAAACAGACAGGACAAAUAAAACUGUUUCCCUUCCCUUUGUGUAGGGUUGAAUGGAUAAAGCAAGACUCUGGAUACACAGAAUGCCCUCGGUUCAUCAGUGCCAUACAGACAUUUUGUAAUGCUACCUAGAUGAAAUCCAAUUUCUCCGUCAUUGUAUAUCUUGCACGGACAUUCAUCGAUCCGCAGCACCACAGAGCUGUACGUACUUCCUAACUGAACCCGCUGUGGAUUCUCUGAGGCCUUUGCUGCUCAAAAAAAAAAAAACACAUCGGUGUAAUUCUUCACUACAUCUCUUUACAGUGCCAAAACUUUCGAGUCCUAACCACUGCAGCAACUGUUGCAACCCUUCAAAACGUCACUUGAUUUCCUGGAGCCGGUGUUGCUCCUUGGUCGUAUGUCUCAACUGUGAAAUUUUGUCUGUUGUUAAAUUAGUAUAUAGUAAGUUAGUAUGUCAUGAUUCAUUUAUGUAAAGCACUUAUUUUUGUAUGUGUUUGUUUUAAAAAAAAAAAAAAAAAAAAAGAAUGUUUGGCAUGCAUUUGCCAUCAGUGGCAUUAACUUAAAGAAAAGGGACCAUGACUUUCCAUAUGCAGUUUAUAACCUUCAGGUUGCCAAGAAACGAUCGAGACGGAUUCCUUUUCAAUGUGUGGUGCUUAAGUGCUCUCUUGUAAUUAUGCAGUCGUUUCAUACUUGCCUUAAAUAUCCUGGAAUAAAGUACUCUGUGGUGAGA
Molecule: messenger RNA, 2828 nt
Organism: Tachysurus fulvidraco (yellow catfish)
Lineage: Eukaryota; Metazoa; Chordata; Actinopteri; Siluriformes; Bagridae
Gene: znf513a
Product: zinc finger protein 513a
Exons: 5
Coding region: 268-1965 (565 amino acids)
Biological process (GO): regulation of transcription by RNA polymerase II
Molecular function (GO): DNA-binding transcription factor activity; RNA polymerase II cis-regulatory region sequence-specific DNA binding
Source: RefSeq, a predicted model, not a curated record